AUGAAAUUUGCGAUCGCGAGCGUUGUUGCUACUCUGGCGGGAGCCGUGCCGUUGCCUGCGGGGCCUCCAAAUCUCCAGAAAUGGAUCAAGAUCAAUGAAGUCGAGUACCCGGUCCCGAGCGGCAUGCAUCCCGAGAACUACCGGCAGCAGCUCUCUGAUGCAGGUAUUGCGCCUCGCUCGCAAGAACACUCCAUGCCCAUGAGUCCGCAAUUCCCGCGCCCCAUCAGAACCAUACAGUCUGUCGCCGUACAGCCUGCCUCGGUGCAAUCGGUCAACGUGGUCCCCACUAUUCAGCACUACUCCAUGCCCGCUGUACAACAGGGAUACGAGCCGUCCUUGCUGCAACCCUUCCAGAUACAGCACUCAUCCGGUCUCUGGAACGGGGCUCUAAACCCUGUGGGUAUGGGUAGUCAACUCCUUGGCGCUCAUUACAUGGCUGGCCCAACCCUGGGUGGUCAUGUCACGCAUAGCCAAAUCAUGAAUAAUCAAAUCAUGAAUAAUCAAAUCAUGAAUAAUCAAAUCAUGGGUGGCCAGCGCCAAUGGGUGAAACUCCGUGAGGGCACCGACCCCAUCGAAGUCCCGUUCGGUAGUGACCCGCAAAGUUAUCUUGACUCCAUCCGCGCAGGUCGCAGAAAUUUAUCUCAGGUAAGUCUCCCCGUUCGUAAAUUCCCAGUUCGAGAACUCCAGGUGGGUGAUCUUCCAAGUCGGGAAUUGCGGAAAUCAAAAACUCAAAAUCCUAACCUCGAUCCCGUGAUAAGCCGAACGACCCAAUCCACCUCAAAGGAAGAGUACUACUCUCCCAGGGGCUCGGACACUUUUGCGAUCCCCGCCGACCCGCACCUGAACCUGAUGGGCGCUUAUGUGAAUAUGCACGGUGAUGCACCCCUCGUACCCGCCAGCAUGAGCCACGUCCCCGGCUUGACCGGCGGUCUGUGGCACGCGGGCAAGAAUGCCGCCGUGCAUAGGCCAAGUCAAUUCCCUGUCAUCCGGGCUCCAGUCAUUUACGGCAGCUCGUGGACUGCCGGACCCCAGGUGGGAUCAGGCCUGGGCGCGGCUGGCAGUAAAAAUCUGCAAUUACAUAUUGGACACUUACGAUCUGGAAAAGAAUCUCUUCUUGUGUAG
Messenger RNA from Gregarina niphandrodes, 1122 nucleotides. RefSeq lists its product as hypothetical. Bases 1 to 1122 code for a protein of 373 amino acids. Lineage: Eukaryota; Apicomplexa; Conoidasida; Eugregarinorida; Gregarinidae. The transcript has 2 exons. The record is from RefSeq and is a predicted model, not a curated record.